AUGUCGACACCCGCUCGCCAGCUCCUAAAGCUGCUAUCGACGUCUUUGACAACCUUCGAGAAGGUUUGCGCAGAGAAGCAGUUCGAGAUCCCUGACUUGAAUGCCCCGUUCCACCCCGCGAGCGAGGUGUUCCGAAGUGACCCCGUCGCUGGUGAAGCAGCGAACGUCCUAGGUGCUGCCGCUCUUCAGCUGGCGGCCAUAUUCGUUCCGCCGCAGAUUUCUCUGUACCACAUGGUUGGCGGAUUCUUCAGAUCUACCGCUCUCCGAGUUUGUCUCGAGUCGGGUGUGACUGAGAUCCUUCGCGAAGGUGGACCGAAUGGCGUCCACAUUAAUGACAUCGGGGCGAAGAAUGGCCAGGACCCACAAAAGAUCGGACGUUUCCUUCGCAUCCUUUCGAACCACCACGUGUACCGGGAGGUCAAACCAAAUGUAUUUGCAAACACACGUAUUUCGAGCAUGCUCGAUACGCUCAAGCCGAGCGCGGAGAUUCUCGCUCAUCCCGAGAAGAAGGACGAGAACACGCAUGGCCUUCCUGCUUUAGCCGCCCACCACCUCGAUGAAACCUUUAAAGCCGCUGCCUACUCCUGGGAGACGGUCUCUGACCCGCGAACCACAGACUCGCCGACAGACACGCCAUUCUCACGCUAUACUGGAAGAAAAGAGACGUUAUGGGAAUACUAUCAGCGCCCAGAGAAUCUAAGUAAGUAUAAACGAUUCAACAUCGGCAUGCAGGGUGUACAGGCGCUCCAGCCUGAGAAUGCGAGCUUGGACGCCUUCGACUGGGAGAACCUUGCUCCAGGUUCUGUCGUCGUUGAUGUUGGUGGAGGUGUCGGGGCUGCCUCGCUUCCUAUUUCCCGCAAGUAUCCUGAACUUCAUAUUGUACUUCAAGACCUUCCUCCCGUUAUCGAGGACGCUAAGAAGGUGUGGUCUGAGGAGCUUCCGAACGCCUUGACAUCCGGUCGCGCCACUCUGGAGGCCCACGACUUCUUUACACCCCAGCCCCACAAAGGCGCCAACGUGUUUAUCCUCAAGCAAAUCCUGCACGACUGGGCUGACCCAUCUUGUGUUAAGAUCCUGACACAGCUCCGAGAGGCAGCCUCUCCGAAGACUACACUCGUGCUUAUGGAGACUUUAAUGCCAUUUUCUUGCCAUGACCCUGGUGCUGAUCUUGGCCGCGAGGUACCAGGGGCCGUCCCCAAGGAGGCACCUGCACCCUUGCUCGCAAAUUACGGCGCAGUGAAUGACAUGGGACACAACGCCGAUAUAACUAUGUUUCUAAUUCUGAACGCUCAGGAACGUACUGUUGUAGAGAUGGACAACCUCCUUCGUCGCACGGGUUGGAAGAUGACCGUUGUGCAUCGUCAGGAGGGCGGCGAUAGCACUUUCUUACAAUCUAUUGAGGCUGUACCAGUUUAA
Messenger RNA from Cyclocybe aegerita, 1416 nucleotides. Lineage: Eukaryota; Fungi; Basidiomycota; Agaricomycetes; Agaricales; Hemipholiotaceae. The record is from the annotation of a GenBank genome assembly.